Molecule: messenger RNA, 5540 nt
Organism: Silurus meridionalis
Lineage: Eukaryota; Metazoa; Chordata; Actinopteri; Siluriformes; Siluridae
Gene: tnr
Product: tenascin R (restrictin, janusin)
Exons: 24
Coding region: 547-4584 (1345 amino acids)
Molecular function (GO): protein binding
Source: RefSeq, a predicted model, not a curated record
CUCACUGGAAAGGAAGACUGAGAUAGUGUGUGAGGGGGAGGAGAAUGAUAGAGAAAAGGAGAGAGGAAAAGCAAGGUGCAUGCACACAUUGCUCAGCUUGCACAUUGCAGCCGCGACAGGCAAGCUGAGAGGCGCUUGCAUCUGAACCUUGCAAACAAAAGAUUAAAUGACAUCUCAGCACGUGCGUUAGAUUGAUACUUCUUCACUGGAAAGGCACUGCCAAGAAACAGAAGCAUUUUGGACCACAGUGGAGAAGAAAAAAAUAAGACAGCACUGAAAUUCCUGAUAUCACUAUCUGGGUUUCUCUAAGUGGGUCCAGGAAUGUUCCAUCUUCAGAAAAUAGGGGACUGAUCUCUCAGGACACACUGGAAAAGGAUUCCACAGUUGAAUUACUGAGCAGUAUAAACAAUUCUGUGUAUUUUUUUGGAUAAAAAACAGGACCAAUCAUUUCUCCUGGUGAUUGCUGAGAAAGGUGUUAAGCCUUUUCCAUUGAGGUAAGCCUGGAAAAACAAGAAGACAGUUAUUGACCCUUCAUGAAGCAGAGCAAUGAUGAAUGAAUCCAUAAUGGCAUUGUCAUCUCUGGUGAGCCUGGCAUUGCUGUUCCUUAGUGUUAAAGCUGUGCCACAGCGCACAGACAAAACAGUAUGGACAGCUAGGAUCAAGCGGCAAGCUACAGAUGGAAGUGGCAACACCAACAAUCAAAGCCAGCCUAUGAUCUUCAACCAUGUAUACAACAUUGAUGUUCCACUAGAAUCUCUGUGCUUACUGGAUCUGGACUCACAGGGAUUUACAGAAAGUGAUAAACUGGGGAAGGAGUAUGAGGAGCAAUCAAUGGACUCGGAAAACCAAGUGACUUUCACCCACCGCAUCUACAUCCCCAAGACAGUGUGUUCAUGCCCAGCUUCAGCCAUGCUGCAACACCUAGCCAGUCGUAUAGAGAUGCUAGAGAGAGAAGUUUCACAGCUCAGAGCACAGUGUAGUGGUGCUUGCUGUGGAGAUAACUUAGUCCUGGACCGGCUGGAUUUUGGCCAUCACUGCAGUGGCCACGGCACCUUCAGCAUGGAUGUUUGUGGCUGUGUGUGUGAUGAAGGCUGGACAGGCAAGAACUGCUCAGAAUCACAAUGUCUGGGGAACUGCUCUGGCCAGGGUGUGUGCGUCGAAGGCAUGUGUGUGUGUGACACUGACUUCAGUGGAGAAAACUGCUCAGAGCCAAGGUGCCCUGGUGACUGCUCAGGCCAGGGUGUAUGUAUUGCUGGAGAAUGUGUGUGUGAGGAGGCCUAUUCCGGAGAUGAUUGCUCUUUAAACAGAUGCCUGAAUGAUUGCUUUGAUCAGGGGCACUGCAUAAAUGGAACCUGCCAGUGUAGGCAGGGAUUCCUAGGUGAAGAUUGCUCACGUAUCUCUUGCGCUAACAACUGCAGCCACAAGGGAGAGUGUAAGGCUGGAUUCUGUGUGUGCCAGGAGGGCUACAUAGGAGACGAGUGUGCUUCAGUGGCACCACCGUUGAAUUUGCAAGUUCCUGGAGUGACAGAGCGCACUAUUGAAAUAGAGUGGGAGGGCUCAUCAGUUGUAACUGACUACUUGAUCACUUACAUUCCAACAAGUCCAGGUGGAGUACAGCUGGAAUUAAGAGUUCAAGGGAAUGUGACCAAUAUCACUAUCAGUAAAUUGGAUCCAGGUCUGGAGUACAACAUCAAUGUGUACACUGUAAUUAAUGAUGUCAUCAGUGUUCCAGUAAGCACCGUGGUCUCAACCUAUCUCUCAAACCCUGAUGGUUUACUUUUCAAAUCUAUCAUGGAAACAUCAGUGGAGGUUCAGUGGCAACCGUUGGACUACUUGUUUGAUGGUUGGGAAAUAAGCUUUAUUCCUAUGGACAAUGAUGGAGGAAUGACAACCCAGCUGCCCAGUACCAUCACAUCCUACCUUCAGACUGGUCUAAGACCUGGAGAGGAGUACACUGUAAAUUUAGUGGCUCUGAAAGACCAAGGCAGAAGCCAGCCUGUCACUGCCACUGUUACCACAUUAAUUGAUGGACCAACCCAUCUUAUAAUCCGUGAUGUCUCAGACACAGUGGCAUUUGUCGAAUGGACUCUGCCCAAGGCAAAAGUGGAUGAAAUAAUCCUGCGAUAUGGAAUAGUUGGUUAUAUUGGACCUAAGACCACAUUUCAUCUAGAACCAACUCUGAGUCAAUACUCACUACAAGUUUUAAGGCCAGGCUCCAGAUAUGAAGUGUUGGUUAGCAGCUUUUAUAAAGGCAAUGAAAGUAGAAUCGUCUCUGCUGAGUUUGUCACAGAGAUCGAUCCACCCAAACACUUGCGUGUACUCUCUAAGACAUCUACAUCUCUGGACCUGGAAUGGGACAACAGCAAGGCUGCUGUGGAGUACUACAGUGUUGUGUAUAGUACACUGGCUGGAGAUCAGUACAAUAAACUCUUAAUCCCACAGAGCAAUGGAACCACAACUAAAACCAUUCUGACAAAUCUGCAACCAGGUACCGAAUAUGGCAUUGGAAUAUCGGCCAUUCUGGGAACCAACCAAAGCAACCCAGCCACAAUGAAUGCUAGGACAGGUCUGGAUAUCCCCAUGGAUCUGAUGGUCACAGCCUCCACAGAAGACAGCAUCACUUUACUCUGGGGCUCUGUGCAGGGACCCAUUGAGUAUUACAGAGUGAGCUACACCUCAGCUAGUGGUGUGACCACUGAAAUAACCGUACCCAGAGAUAGCAGCAGCACCACACUGACUGGCCUGGAGCCUGGUACUGAGUACACCAUCACAGUCAUGGCUCAGAGAGGCAGACAACAAAGUGCUGCUGCCACAAUUGAUGCCUUUACAGGCUUUCGUCCUGUGAGUCAGCUCUACUUCUCAGACAUCACGGCUGAUUCACUGGCUGUAGCUUGGAGUGCUCCAGCCCCACCUGCCAAUAGUUUCAAGCUGUACUACACUACGGAUGAUUCCAGUGAGGAGUCUGAAGUUGUUCUGGAUGGUUCCAAGACCAGGACUGUCAUUUCUAGCCUCUUGCCUGCUAGAAAAUACAUUGUUUCUCUAGUUACUAUGCAUGGAGACACAGCUUCAGAGCCAGUUACAGGCACCAUUGUCACAGGUAUGGACCCUCCCAGAGAGAUUAUGGUAUCAUUGAUCUCUGAGGAUUCGGUAACAAUAUCAUGGGCUCAGCCACUUGCUUACUUUGAUUACUACAAAAUGUCCUAUCAGUACGGAAGAGGUCAAGUGGACAGUGUGGUGAUUGACAAGGAUGCAACAAACUAUACUCUGACCAGACUUCAUCCAGCGACAGAAUAUGAGAUUAAGUUAAACACUGUGCGAGGAAACCAGGAGAGCAAGGUCAUCAGCACCAGUGUCUUUACAGCCAUGGACAUGCCAAUGGAACUGAUGGCCCUAAAUGUCACUCCACAGGGAGCAUUGCUGCGCUGGAUUCCUCCACUUUCUAACGUGGACAACUAUGUACUCACCCUCACACACAGCCAAGUGACAGCAGAUAUAUUUCUAGUGGAUGGAAACAAACAGGAACAUCAGCUGAGUCAACUUCUCCCUAGUACUCCCUACUCCAUUUCUCUCUAUGCCACCAAGGGCCCCUUGACUAGUGGCACUGUAGUCACCAGCUUCAUCACACCGAUGGAUGCGCCCCAGAAUUUGACUGCCAGUGAGGUGACCCACCGAAGUGCCCUUAUCUCAUGGCAACCACCCAUUGCUGAUAUUGACAACUACAUGCUGACAUACAAGUCAGUUGAUGGAAGCCGCAAGGAGCUAAUUCUGGAUGCUGAGGACACAUGGAUCCGUCUAGAGGGGCUGGCUGAGACAACAGAGUACACAUUGAGAUUGCAGGCAGCCCGAGGCCUUGAGACAAGUGCCAUUGUUUCUACAUCCUUCACAACCGGAAACCGGUUGUUUGCUGUACCCCAGAACUGUGCUCAGCAUCUUCUAAAUGGUGAGAUCCUUAGUGGAGUUUACACUGUGUACAUCAACCGUGACCCCAGUCAGGGUGUGCAGGUCUACUGUGACAUGACAACUGAUGGAGGUGGCUGGAUUGUGUUUCAGAGGAGACAGAAUGGCCUGACAGAUUUCUCUAGGAAGUGGGGUGAAUAUAAGACUGGAUUCGGGAAUCUGGAAGAUGAAUUCUGGUUAGGUUUGGAAAAUCUUCACAAAAUUACAGCUCAAGGACGCUAUGAGCUGCGCAUUGACAUGAAGAAUGGCCAGGAGACAGUAUACGCCAACUAUGACCGCUUCUCUAUUGGAGACUCCAGAAGCCUCUACAAACUUAGAAUAGGGGAAUACAAUGGCACUGCUGGUGACUCUCUGAGCUAUCACCAUGGUCGACCUUUCUCCACUAAAGACAAGGAUAAUGAUAAUGCUGUGACUAACUGCGCACUUUCCUACAAAGGAGCCUGGUGGUAUAAAAACUGUCACAGAGUCAACUUAAAUGGCAAAUAUGGAGAGUCCAGGCACAGCCAGGGUAUUAACUGGCACAUGUGGAAAGGGCAUGAGUUCUCCAUUCCUUUUGUCGAGAUGAAGAUGAGACCUUAUAAUUACCGCAGCAUAAAUGGCAAGAGAAGGAGGUCCACUUCACACUAAUCAACUGUUUCAUGACCAUCUUACUAGCUUUUCCUAUUUUUACAUAAAAAGUAAGGAAAAAUAAGGCUGUGUUGUUUUUUGAUCUUUUGAAGAAUUGCAUUUAGAUGAUAAGUCUUUGGACUGUUCCCUUUUCUGUAGAAACUUUUCAUCCCUGAAGGUGUAAAAAAAAAAGUUCCUAGGUACAGAAUGGUAUAAUGUUAUUUACAACUAAUGGUUUGGGGAAAGGACACGAAUAAAAAUACAUGACACUGUUACUUUAAGGAAAAAGAUUUUAGAAGAAAAUCAGUACACAAAAAAUAAGAGACUUAUAUUUUUAUAACUGAAAACAGCUGUAAAUUAUGAUUGAAUGAUUUACAUGCAAGACUUUGGGACUGUUUUGGAUCUAAAAUUGAUUUUGAGCUUUUCACUUAAUUUUAUUGUGCUAUUUGUCAUAUACAUGUGUUAACUAGGAAAUCCCCAAAAUGGCAUUGAUAGUGAUUUAGACUAUAUGGGUUUUCUUAUAUAAAGUAUAUAAAUACAAUAACUGAUUUAUAGAGUUAAAUUAACAUUUUAAUUAUUAUUUGUAUUUUUUAUUCACCUAAUUUCCAUGACCACUAUGAUUUAUUGUGACCUAGACUGGGGUCACUAUAAAUCAGGAGCCUUUGACAGUAACACUGUAUCACUAUAUGACACAAUGGCCGCUCUGGUUUGCUGUUUAAAAAUGUUUCUGCAAUAUUUCUUUGUUUUAAAUACUUAUACACAUUCACACUUAGUUAAUGUUAAGUUAAUGUAGCUAAUCCUCCUAUUUCGAUGUCUUUGGAGGUGGGAGGAAACUAGGGAACCCCGAGGAAACACACAGACAAGAGGAGGACAGGAACAGAAAUUAUAGAAUAACAGUAACCUCUUUUUAUGACUGAACCAGAGACACACACACACACACACACACACACACACACACAUAUAUAUAUAUAUAUAUA